This is a messenger RNA of Maudiozyma saulgeensis, 2610 nucleotides long. Lineage: Eukaryota; Fungi; Ascomycota; Saccharomycetes; Saccharomycetales; Saccharomycetaceae. The record is from the annotation of a GenBank genome assembly.
AUGAAAUUUGGUACACAAAUCUUAGAUAAAUCUGUACCACAAUGGAGACAUAAUAAUAUUGAUUAUCAAAAGUUGAAACUGUCAAUUAAGAGAGCUACGACAGAGAGCGGUGACGAUGAGACAGAUAAGAUAAAUCUCAUAAGAUGUAGCAACCUAUUUUUAGAACAAUUCAAUUCUGUCAAUUUAUUUACAAGUUUAAAGAUCAAAGAGAUAUCUUCUAAGAUUAUUAGCAUUGAAAAUCUUAUUAUUAAAUAUUCCCAAGUGUUAGAGAAUCUUAAUUUUGAAACGCUGACUACGGAAGAAUCAAAGAGGCAAAUAAAGACAAUACAAACUGCAACAAUAAGAUGUAGUAAAGAAUUAAAAAUGUUAUCAAGGUAUUUGAUUUUACAACGAAUAGCCGUGAGGAAGUUAUUUAAAAAAUUUGUUAAAUAUUAUCCAAAAGGAAAGAAAGAGGCUGAAAUAUAUAUUGAAACAUUAAGAAAUUCAGAACAAUUAAAAAAGGGAUACGAAGGCAUUUCGUUCAUGGAAUUAGGACUUGAUCCUUACUUACUAGAAAUUUCACUUAUUUUUGAUGUCUUAGAUGAUUUAGACAAGAAAGCCAUAAAGAGUCUUGAUGUUAUUAAAACAUCAUUGGUGAAUACAUCCACUGAUAAUAUUAGACAUCUAGAAGAUAUUAAGGACCGUCUUCCUACGGAACCAAUAAAAGAGAUUCAAUCUACUAUCGAAUUUGAUACAAUUUUUUGGGGUAAAUCAAAACUUGUGAGUCGAUUUAUUCUGUCCAACGAAAAUAGUGAAGAAUUCAAAUUUGUCUUGUUAUCAUCUAAGUUUCAAAUUUUAGAUGACGAAAUAAUAUCAACCUCUAGAGAAAUUGUAGAUAAUUCAAAGAAUAUUAGAAAUUUUGCACAAAAUGAUUCUGCAAGAUCGGUGAGAUCUUACAAUGAACUUCGUAACAUUGCAUCUUUCUCAUCCUUAGUGGGAAGUUCGAAAGCCAAAGGAAGUAAAGAUGGUUCACAGUCAUUGACAUCAAAUAUUCAUAUGUCAUUAAUGGCAUCCGCUGAAAACAUAUCUAAUGAUACAACAUAUAUGAGAGAGUUAUUAAAAAAUGCAAAUUAUAACGAACAUCCAACCUUCUUAGUUCAAAGUGACAUAGGAAUAAAAUGUGUUUUGCAAUGCCAUGUUGGAGGCUUGAGAGAUCAUGUUAUAACUAAUACUUUACCUCUCCGAUACAUUCAUGAUUGUAUCGAUAAAGAUGAAAUAAAAGAUAUUCAAAGAUUAGGUCCUUUAAAUAAAUUAUCGAUGGAAUGGUUAAAUUCAAAACAUUUAAAACCAGCAAAUGAAAGGAUAACCUUUAAAAGAACAAGAUUUGUUUCUUAUACAAGUGCUGGGACAUAUUUAAUCACCCUAGAUGAAAAUAUUGCUAUCGAUACUUUUAGUAUUGUACCUCACUCCGUCUUCGAAAUCAGAGAAAUUACCUCCCCUAAAUCAAAUUCAGCUUCUAGAUCACCUGAUUUUGAUCAUCAACAGGAAAUUCAAGAUAUAUCAUAUAUCUAUAAUUCAUUGAUUGAAAACAAGAUACAAUGUUAUCCAAUUGAUAGAUCUGCAACUAUUUGGAGUAUUUGCUAUGCUAUUAGGGAUUCUAAUGAAAUUACAUAUGAUCUAUUUUCGUAUAUUUUAAAGGAUGAAUAUAUUUUAGAGGAUAAUGACUCCUUAAAAGACAAUGAAUUUUUUGAAUUAGGUAAGGAUAAGGUCUUGGAAAUGUGUACUUCAGAAUUCCGUAGAAGACACCCUAAUAAUGUUUCUAACGGUAUUCCCCAAAGUUUAGCAUCAAAGUUGGAACUAAAGAAGAAGCGGAAUACAGAAAGCAAGCAAAACUCUAAUAAUAGUAGCAGGGAAGGUUCCAACGGUAUAACUCAAGUUCCAAAGAAAGAAAGUAUUAGAUAUUGGAAUGAAUUUGAUGAUGGCGAAGAUAAUGCUGUAGCCAAUACAUUUUAUGUUGACGCCUAUGGUGAUGAUAAUAUUUCUAGCAACCAAAGUGACGGUGGAUUAUUAAGAUUUGAUAGAAAAUUUGUCAAUUCAAUGUAUGCUACCUGUCAAAGUAUUAGAAAAUUUUUAAAUUUGCCAUACGUUGACUCUAAUAGAAUCUCCAGAUCAAGAUAUGGAUCUAUUGUUUCAGAAAAUGAUACAGCUUCCAUUACUACCUCAGGUCAUACACGUAGUAAUUCAUACGCAGAUAUCCAACAAUUAAUCCAAUUCCAUGAACAAGAUCUUAAUGAUUCCGAUUCUGUUUAUGAGUUAAGACAUGACGAAAUAUUGUCAUUAAUGUACCUUUUUUCAUUACUAGCGUCGUGCUUAACUUCUGGUAUCUGCCUUUCAAUUAUUGUUACUAUCUUCAGAGAAGAAGAAGAAAAUAUUCAAAUUGACCACAUUACGCUAUUGAUAACUAUUAUCAUCAUUUCACUAUUAAUUUCGUUAUUACUUACAAGCGGGAGUUUACUACUAUUAUUUAGUAGAUACGCAUAUGCACCGUUAUGGCAUUAUAUUUCCUGUUUCGUUGUCUUCCUAUUAGUGACUUGUACUGCAUGCUAUGGGAUUAUCGAGAUAUUUACGUAG